This is a messenger RNA of Morone saxatilis (striped sea-bass), 1622 nucleotides long. RefSeq lists its product as uncharacterized. Gene Ontology annotation, cellular component: membrane. The coding region runs from base 120 to 752 and encodes 210 amino acids. The record is from RefSeq and is a predicted model, not a curated record. The transcript is spliced from 7 exons. Lineage: Eukaryota; Metazoa; Chordata; Actinopteri; Moronidae.
CGAGGGAUAACAGCGGCAGUGAGAAAAAACUUUAAAUGUUUCCUAUUUCAGUUAAAUGACAUUUGUUAAUAUGAGGGCCUGUGGAUAAAUGAGUUAAAGCUUUACAACAUUUGGGCAAGAUGACGCAGAACAUGUUUCAGGAGGGGCUGUACCAGGUGUUUUUUAAAGAGACACCCACAACCCGCCCACUGACCCAGGUUACCAAUCAGGGGGAGCUAGUCAAUGGCAGGAUUCAGCGUUGGUUUGGGGCUGUAGUGAACACCAGACUGUUAGUCGCUGGGGUGGUGCAGAUCCUCAGUGCCUUAGCUUGCAUACUAACCACAGUCAUUCAUGCAUGUGUGAGCUACAACUGCUCUGUCUCCAUGACAACACCAGUGUGGUCAAGCCUAUUUUAUGCGGCUGCUGGGUGUCUGGUAGUGGAGGUGCAGAGGAAAGCCAGUAAAUUAAAGAUUAUCUCAUUGAUGGUUCUGAACGUCUUUACUCUACUGUUGGGUUUCUCUGCUCUCCUGGCCAAUAGCCUCAGGUCUACACAUCCUGUCGCACUCAACACAAACCAACAGCGUGUUGGUUCAUAUGUUGCAAAGGGGAGCUCCAUAGCAUUUACUGUUCAGUGUUUUCUGGCAUCAGUCUACAUUCUUUUCCUGUCGGGGAGAGGCCUACGUCGCUACAGUCAGCCCCAUAUUCAGGCCUACAGCCGCCUCUCACAGGAUCCGGACGGGCCUCUACUGGAACAAGGGGAAUUCAGUCUGUGAAACUGAAAGACUUGAAAUGACACUCCUGUUUUGUAAACUCAAGUUACUGUUGUUGAUCAGGGUCUGUAUGGUUGGUAUGAAUAGCUUAUACAAUCCUGAUUGUGGAAAUUGUUUUCGUUAUUGUGAAAUUAUAUGUCACCUGACUAAUGGCUCAGUAUCGCUUCUCCUUUGGGAUCCCCAAAAACUUUCCAACAGCAAAGUUAAAACCUAAAAAUGAAAAACAGCUUGUUAAACAAGUAAUGGUGUAUACAACACACAGCAAUGAUUUAUUAAAUUGUAUUAAACCCUAACUGAAAAUAUAUGCAUAUUUUUUGAGUUGAGCAAUCUCACUGCUCUGUGGUGAACACUAGAGGGCAGCAUUGCCAGUGAUUUGACAUGUUGUACAGGCUCAUCCACAAAUCAACAUAUUCUGUUUAGUGCAAGAACAGAGAAUGCACUUUAGUUGCAACAAUUUGAAUCAGGAUGAGACAUAAAACAUACUGAAGAGACUUCUGGUUAGGCAUUGCUAUGAGGAUAUACAGUAUAUUGUACAUCAUGUGUGGCAUGUAUAUAUAUGUAAGUGUGGUUGAAAUGUCGGUAAAGCUGGAUGUGUGGUCAUCUUCUCUUCAGAAUAUAAACAUUGUCAGGGAGGAGGCCACUUGUUGUGAAACAGUAUGAUGUGUGGAUUGUGAAUUCACUGUUUUAAUCUAUGAUCACUGAGUGUAAAUAGUAUGUUUUAAUAUGUUUGCAUUGAUCUCUUCAAAUCUCCAACUUAUCCAAAUUUCACAACAAUUACCUUAACGUUAAUUAUAACCUCAACCCAACUAUAGCACUAACCUUAACCCUAAAACCAUGUGUACACCCCCUAAAUUUGUCACUUUAAAGACAUAA